Messenger RNA from Armigeres subalbatus, 1059 nucleotides. RefSeq lists its product as uncharacterized. Lineage: Eukaryota; Metazoa; Arthropoda; Insecta; Diptera; Culicidae. The transcript has 2 exons. The record is from RefSeq and is a predicted model, not a curated record. Gene Ontology annotation, molecular function: nucleic acid binding. Bases 1 to 1059 code for a protein of 352 amino acids. Gene Ontology annotation, biological process: DNA integration.
AUGGUGCGGUUCAUCAACAAUGCUCGAAGAAGUAAAGGUCAACGGAUCGUGACGUCGCUGAGCUCUGAAGAGCUUGGAAUUGCGGAAACUAUCAUAUGGCGGCUUAGUCAGCAAGAAUCAUUCCCGGAUGAGGUUUCUCAGUUGAAGCAGGCGAACGGCAAAGUAGAAAAAUCCUCAAAGAUCUACAAGUUAUCUCCUUACAUAGAUGAAAAUGGAGUACUUAGACAGAAUGGGCGUAUUGGCGCGGCAACAAACACCCGAUUUGACAUGAAGUACCCCAUUAUACUAUCGACGUAUCAUCCCACGACGCUCCUACUUCUAAAUCACUACCACCGCACGAAUCAUCACAUAAACUACGAGACGGUGGUGAAUGAGAUAAGGCAGAAUUUCUACAUUUCUCAUCUUCGGGCAGCUGUUCGGAAAACCGCCAGAUCAUGCCAGUGGUGCAAAAUACAUAAAUCACAACCAACUACACCGAAGAUGGCGCCACUACCUGCAGCGAGACUAGCAUCGUUUGAGCGCCCCUUCUCGUAUGUUGGUGUGGAUUAUUUCGGUCCAGUUCUGGUGAAAGUCGGACGAAGUCUCGCAAAGCGGUGGGUCGCCCUGUUUACAUGUUUAACUAUAAGGGCAGUCCACCUUGAAGUUGCGUAUACUCUCAGUACGGAGAGCUGCAUCACCUGUUUCCGACGAUUUAUCGCACGCCGAGGGGCACCCUUGGAAGUCUACACUGAUAACGGCACCAACUUUCAGGGGGCAGAAAGGUUGCUUAGACAGCAAAUCAGUGAGAGUCUGGCGGAGACGUUCACCAACGCCAAAACUAAAUGGUUUUUCAACGCUCCGUCGGCUCCACAUAUGGGUGGAGCAUGGGAGCGUAUGGUACGCUCCGUUAAGGUAGCUAUUGAGAGUAUAGACACUGGAAGAAAGUUGCACGACGAGGGUUUUCUAACGUUGCUUGCGGAAGCUGAAGCCCUGCGAGACUCACUCACACCAGCUUUUGUGACGCUACCCGAUGACAACAAACCGAGAACAAAUUAUGAGAACGUGGAUGAUUACCAGUGA